CCCUAUCUUGAAAAAUCCCAUCACAAAAAAAGGGCUGGUGGAGUAGCACAAGGUAUAGGCCCCGAAUUGAAGCCCCAGUAUCAGAAAAACAAAUAAAUUGCUGUCAGCUAUACAAAACACAGAACUGAUCAAUUACAUGUCCAAUUAGUCUUUCUAGAGUAAUUUUAUUUUUAAGUGCAUAGAUCAGUUGUAAAGUUUAUUUUAAUAGUAUUUGAUUUAUGCUUUUGUUUUUGUUUCUACUAGGCCAGAAAACAGCAUAUCAUUGGUAAAAGCUUACUGGAAUGAACUCUUUACUCUUGGUCUUGCCCAGUGCUGGCAAGUGAUGAAUGUAGCAACCAUAUUAGCAACAUUUGUCAACUGUCUUCACGGUAGCCUUCAACAAGAUAAAAUGUCACCAGAAAGGAGAAAAUUAUUGAUGGAGCACAUCUUCAAACUACAGGAGUUUUGUAACAGCAUGGUUAAACUCUGUAUUGAUGGAUAUGAAUAUGCCUACCUGAAGGCAAUAGUCCUCUUCAGUCCAGACCAUCCAGGCUUAGAAAACAUGGAACAGAUUGAGAAAUUUCAGGAAAAGGCUUAUGUGGAAUUCCAGGAUUAUAUAACCAGAACAUAUCCAGAUGACACCUACAGGUUAUCCAGACUGCUGCUCAGAUUGCCAGCUUUGAGAUUAAUGAAUGCUACCAUCACUGAAGAGCUAUUUUUCAAAGGUCUCAUUGGGAAUGUACGAAUCGACAGUGUCAUCCCACAUAUCUUGAAAAUGGAGCCUGCAGAUUACAACUCCCAAAUAAUUGGUCACAGCAUCUGAAAGCUGUGACAGCUAUGAACUUACUGUUCCAUCUUGGAACACAAGAACACACCAAAUUGAAUUUGUUAUUUCCAGAACAUCUGGAAGUUGUGACUUUAAAGAAUAACCAAAUCCAAGGUGUUUUUACUACUUUGGCUUACUAAGAAAAUUAUUGAAGUAACUGAGUAGGCAGCAGGAACUCAAUUUCCUGUCUUACAUGCAUGAAUAAAAAAUACCAUGGAUUUAUUCUUGGUGAAGAUGACACCUAAAACUGUCACCUCUUGACCAGCUAAACUAAGAUGUUUCAUUCUAUUUUGUUUUAUAAAACAAAUAAAUUAGCCUGAUUUUUUU
This is a messenger RNA of Castor canadensis (American beaver), 1132 nucleotides long. The record is from RefSeq and is a predicted model, not a curated record. NCBI's taxonomy places the organism in Eukaryota, Metazoa, Chordata, Mammalia, Rodentia, Castoridae.